Messenger RNA from Cygnus atratus (black swan), 1518 nucleotides. RefSeq names its product doublesex and mab-3 related transcription factor 2 (gene DMRT2). The transcript has 3 exons. Gene Ontology annotation, molecular function: RNA polymerase II cis-regulatory region sequence-specific DNA binding; DNA-binding transcription factor activity, RNA polymerase II-specific. NCBI's taxonomy places the organism in Eukaryota, Metazoa, Chordata, Aves, Anseriformes, Anatidae. Gene Ontology annotation, biological process: regulation of transcription by RNA polymerase II; sex differentiation. Bases 1 to 1518 code for a protein of 505 amino acids. The record is from RefSeq and is a predicted model, not a curated record. Gene Ontology annotation, cellular component: nucleus.
AUGUCCGAGGGACGCGCCGCCGGCGACUGGGAGAUCGACGUGGAGAGCCUGGAGGGGGAGGCGGCCGAGGGCCCCGGCGCGCCGCGGGAGGAGGAAGAAGAGGAGGAGGAAGGCGAGGAGGCGGCAGGGGCAGCGGCCCCGCGGCGGGGCGGCGGCGGCGGAGUCGGGGAGCCGCGUAAGCUGAGCCGCACGCCCAAGUGCGCCCGGUGUCGCAACCACGGCGUGGUGUCGUGCCUCAAGGGCCACAAGCGCUUCUGCCGCUGGCGGGACUGCCAGUGCGCCAACUGCCUCCUGGUGGUGGAGCGGCAGCGGGUGAUGGCCGCCCAGGUGGCUCUCCGCCGCCAGCAGGCCACCGAGGACAAAAAGGGGUUGGCCGGGAAACCGGCGAGCCUGGAGCGCAAAGCCGUCUACCAGAGGCACGUCCGGACGCCCAGUCUCCUGGCCAAGAGCAUCCUAGAAGGUUACCGUCCUAUUCCAGCAGACCCGUACUUGGGAGGGAAUUCACCCUUGCCACCCCCUGUAAGUGACAGAAUGAGAAAGAGACGGGCUUUUGCUGAUAAAGAGCUGGAGAACAUUAUGCUAGAGAGAGAAUAUAAAGAAAGAGAGAUGAUGGAAGCUACACAAGCAGCUGCCCUCUUUCUCCCUAACCGCAUGGUGCACGGAGCUGAAUACAACUCGUACAAAACAGCUUUCAACCCUGCUCAAGUUGAUGCUCCAAACAAGGAGUUUUGCAACUUUUUACCAACCUGUCUCGAUCUAACCAUGCAGUAUUCAGGACCUGGCAACAUGGAACUGAUUUCUUCAAAUGUCAGUGUAGCUGCUACCUACAGGCAGUAUCCCCUGUCUUCUAGGUUCUUAGUGUGGCCAAAAUGCGGCCCCAUUAGCGAUGCUCUCCUCUACCAGCAAUGCCUCUUAAAUGCUACUACGGUCCAAGCUCUCAAACCUGGGGCAGGUUGGGAUGCCAAGGUCUCGCAGAUGCAGGACUGUCCAAACACUGAGCAGGACAUCAUGUCUCCAAAACUGGAAAAUGCACUCAUACUGACCCACAUGCAAGACAUUCAGCAGUCAUGCAGCGAGAUACAAUGCCUUCCUCAGGAAGCUCAGGAGAGGUCAGCUUUCUCUCCUCCAAAAAGGACUUUCUCUCAGAUUUCUGACAAGGAUUCUCUGGCUCCUCAAGAACAAGUAUUAAGCAAGGUCAGCAAAGACACUACCAAGCCCCUUCUGCCACUCAAAUACAAUCCAUUUCAGUCGCUGUUCCCACAGACAUUUCCAGACAAAUCUGGAGCAGAGUUGAGAACAUCACUUGUGAAAGAGACUUCUGAAGAAGCAUCUAAGAAAUACAGAGAUUGCAGCACUAAAGAGAACCCAAAGUGCAAGUUUACGAUAGACAAAUGUGCAAAAGACUUCUUUGGGGCCAAACAGGCCACAACAAAACUUUCAACAAUUGAGCCACUGUCAUUUUCAGUUGAAUCCAUCCUUAAACGACCUUCUUCUGCAGUUGCUAAUGUCUCUCAAUAA